Emiliania huxleyi CCMP1516 is the source of this 151-nucleotide messenger RNA. RefSeq lists its product as hypothetical. The record is from RefSeq and is a predicted model, not a curated record. The annotation marks the transcript as partial. NCBI's taxonomy places the organism in Eukaryota, Haptophyta, Isochrysidales, Noelaerhabdaceae. The transcript has a single exon.
GAGCGCGCCUACCUGAACCUCCUCCAGUACAACACGAUCAUCUCCGCGUCGCAGUACGCCUCCUACUACUUCUCCCUCCGCACCGCCGCCAUCGCCAUCGCUUCGCCGCAGAAGCCCGAGGCGCCCUCGUCGCCGGGGCAAAUCGCUCGAG